Molecule: messenger RNA, 2337 nt
Organism: Sporothrix schenckii 1099-18
Lineage: Eukaryota; Fungi; Ascomycota; Sordariomycetes; Ophiostomatales; Ophiostomataceae
Exons: 2
Coding region: 1-2337 (778 amino acids)
Source: RefSeq, a predicted model, not a curated record
AUGCCUCUCAAGAACCUCAUCUCGUCGCCUCUUGAGGCUGGCCAGUCCGUCCUUGAUGCCCACCGUCUGCCCUCCCACCUCGACGCUGCUCUCGAGUACACGGCCCGCCGGCUUGCUCGCAAAGCUUUGGUCAUUGACCUCGUCGUUGUUCGCCGGGAAUACCAGCUUCCUUAUGCCACAGCUAUUCCUGCACAGCCAGAGGCCACUUCAUAUACAUCUGUAGAUGCCUCUCUCCAAGCUCGUCCAUUGCCCGCUUUACCAUCCUUGUCAGCAACGUCGUCUUUAUCAUCGACUACAUCGUCUUCGACGUCGUCGCUCCCUGCAGCCUCGGGAUCAUUCCGAUUCACAUCCGCCAUCAAGAGCCUCGUUCGGUCCAACACACUGCCCAGCCUGACGUCGUCACACUCGGCCUCCUCAUCAUACUCAUCAUUGAAUGCGUCUUCCCCAGCCGCAGUCUCGCCGACUCUUUCGUCAGCCUCUCUCUCCUCCACUUCUUCCUCCUCUUACACAAGCAACUCCCGCGCCUGGGGCGAUAGCGGUCGUUCUAGCCGAUGGCCAUUCUCACCAGUCCGUACACUGUCGUCGGCGUCUGCGGCCUCAUCUGUCCCGUCUACGCCGGCCACUCCCGCAACGCCGGCCACUCCAGCCACCCCGGCUACCCCGGCAACACCGGCUACACACUCUACGGCCAGCUCGUCAAUCUCCUCUUCGUCACCGUCAUCCUUUGGCAUCCGCCUGGUCCACGCUGAUGACCUACCUCAGACCCAUAAGCGGGUACUGCGCCACACCCUGGAAAAGGCGGCACGGAAAUUUAAUCUUGGCUCCAACUGGCUCGCCCCGUCGGUUGAUGCCUCGGCACUCGGACUGCCUCCCAAUCUUGUCCAGCGCUCACGAGAGCAAAACCAAGUCCUUUUCGUGACAACGACGACCUCAACACUGAGCGAUACACCCAGCCUUGUUUUACGCUCCCUUGACCACCUCUACACCUUCAAGGCUGCUCUAUGCAGCUACGCCCAGACGGGCGAUCACUACCGCCUCGAGGAUGCAGUCGACGAGCUGCGCCGUUACAUCCUGGCACAGGCGCACCACGGCGGAGCCCAGUGCCGCCGUCAGCAGCUCUUGUCGAAACGGGAGCUACUUCGCCAAUACCCGACACUCUCCAGCUUCUCAGAGACUCAUUUGGCUGACGUCAACCGCAUGUACCGUCGCGCGUACGGCGGGCCUGAGCUCGAGUGCGGUAUUGAGGCCGACGGUCUGAGCUCGAGCCCGCCCGUUGUCGUUAGCUCAGCAGCGACACCCGUUCCUAUUCCUGUUCCUUCCACCGCCGACAAGCCACCGCGGCUGUCUCUGGAAACGAAUUGUGUUGGUUCCACCGGCGGAGUAGACGCUGACGAGGAGCAAGCCACACCAACAGCGGCCCCGGCAGAGAAAGUGGCCACCCCUCCAUCCCUUACAUGGACAUCGUUCCUCAACAUCUCAUCCUCUGACCCACCCAUGCUGCUGCCACUUCUCGGUUCUGCUGCCGAGCGCCGGAACCGGUUCCGCCGCAAGAUGGAUGGCGAGGAAGGAAAGGAAGGAAAUGACCAAGACAAGACUAGAGAAGAUGAGUACGACAACGCCUCGGACGUGCUGUCGGAGACGUCUACUACCGCGUCGUCGCUUCCGUCACUGUCAUCAUCUCUGCUGUCCAUCUUGUCAGAUGAUGAGGACCUGUGCACCACCCGCGGCCCCAAAGAGCUCAGCGUGGUCAUUGAAGACUCUGAGUCGCCUGUCUUGGGAGCGGUUAAAUCGAGGGUCCCAGAAUUCUGCACAAGUAGCCCUUCGUCGCCGAUCAUCCUCCGCCCAGCAUCAGCACGCCCAUUUGCCACCUCCCCAGCCAAGGUCCCGUCGUCACCGAACAAACUGCUUCCUGUGCUGACGCUGCAAACAUCAUUUGACACAAACCUAACCAAGACAACCAAAGCGAUCAGCUCAACCGCGAACGAGAGCCCGAAGGACGGCAAGGGAGAAGAGGAAGAAGAAGAGCAGCUCACAGCCCGUCCCAUAAACAAUACCCGCAUGAACGGCGGAGGGAGCAUUUUCUUCGGUGCCGCUAGCAUCGGCGAGAUGCUGCAGGACGUCGGAGACUCGACUGCUCUGUUGUCACCUGCCGAGGAUACUAUCGACCCUUUCCACCUUCCUCGUUUCUCCCGUGCCUCCAUCCUUGUUUCACCUGUCGUUGCCGGAGCUCCUCAGCCACCCAAGGAUUACGACGACAUCUCGCCCAUUACGCGCAGCGAAUGGGGUUUCUUGAUGGGCGACCAGACAGGGCGCCAAGUGACUGUCACAACGUUUUAA